CACGAAAUGUUUUUUAGACAAAUCUGAUCUAUAACCGAUUGACAGAAUCAUCAUCAUCAUCAUCAUCAAUCACAGUUUGACAAAUCAUUCAUCGUUAUGGACAUGUUCAUUUUUAUUUUACAAAUAUUAACCAUUUACGCAUCCAUUUGUCAUUGUUAUGAUGAUGAUUCAUUUAUCGAUGACUAUUUUAACAUUGAUGAACAAAUCGAUCAUGAUGAUUAUCCAACCACAUCCAUUUCGAUAUCAUCAUCAUCAACAAGGAAACCUCAACAAAAUUCAUUUUGGUCAACAUCAUUAUUUUCAUUAUUCGAAUCGUUAUUAAAAUCAGUGGAUAAAACAACAACCAAUCAAAUUGAUCCAAUUUUGCAAAAAUUAGAACCUGGCAGUAAUGAUAUUAUCGAAAACCAACAGCCAUCUUUAAAUCCUAUGGUCGAAACUGAUUCGAAUUCGAUAAAAUUCACCACCAAACCAAUGGACACGAUUAGUGAUUAUGAUGAAGAAGAUCGAGAAUUUUUCGAAUAUAAUCUUCCUGAUUAUGAAAAUGAUUCUGACAACGAAACCAAUAAUGAAUACAUAGUUAAUAAAGGUGAAUGUGAAACAAUCCAUGGUUCAUUGGGUGAAUGUCGUUCUACUCCUAUUUGUCUGAAACGUGAACCAAAACAAAGUGUUUUCAACCUAUGUGAAUGGUCACAAAAUAGAUUGACUGGUACACGAAUACCGAUUAAACUUUGUUGUGAAAAACGACAAUCAUCUACACCCAAAGACCUUAACAACGAGGCUGAUAUUGAAGAACAGUGGCAAAAGCAAUUGGCACUUGGUUUCGGUAAUGGACAAACAUUAAUGGGCUCAUUCUGGAAUAUUGUUCCACAUCCAAUGGCUACCGUACAAAAUUCUUUAAUUUCUCAUCCUUUUCACCAUUUUCAGGUUACGCAACCUCGAUGUGGUCAAACAAUGUUUAAUCGAAAUCAUCGUCGGCAACAAUUUAUACGUUAUGUUUAUGAACUGCCUGAUCGUCGUAUGAAAGACUUAGAAUCGGAUGAUCGAUUUCAGUCGCUAUUCAAUCAAACAUCAACGAUAAGGGAUUCUCGAUCACAUUCGCAGCGAAUUGUAUCCGGUGUAUCUGUUGCAAACGGUGAAAUACCAUGGAUUGUUUCAAUUUAUCUACGUGAUACAUUUACUUGUGGCGGAUCAUUGAUUUCUGAUCGUUUCGUAUUGACCGCUGCACAUUGUUUCAACAGUGCAAAAUUAUCUGAUUGGUUCUAUAUCCGAUAUGGUAGUAACGUUGUACAUGAAGGACCGGCUGUUCCAGUUAAACGUGUCAUUCUACAUCCGAAUUAUAAACCACCAGUUAUUUAUCAUGAUAUAGCUUUGCUUGAAUUGACACAUCCAGUUCAAUUUACUUCAUUUGUUUUGCCUGCUUGUUUGGCUACACCUCGAAUGUAUGGUCAUAAUUUGAUCGGUAUGAAAGCGACUGUAGCCGGUUAUGGCGAUUCAAAUUUCGAAGGAAAACAAUCCGAAUUUCUUCAGGCUGUCGAUAUCAAAGUGAUUGAAAAUCAAUUCUGUGAUAAAAAUUAUCGCCGAUUGGCACAUGCUGAUCAAAAAUUUCGUUACGGUAUUGGACGAACAUUAAUUUGUGCCGGAUUUGAACAAGGUGUAAAAGAUGCAUGUCAAGGUGAUUCCGGUGGUCCGUUAACAUUGCAAUUAGAUGGUAUUCAUUAUCAGAUUGGAGUUGUAUCAUUUGGUUAUCGUUGUGCACAGCCCGAUUUUCCUGGUAUCUAUACAGCUGUAUCACAUUAUCGACAAUGGAUUAUGAAUCAUUUACAACAACAACAAAUUAGCUAGAUUCCCAUUGAUCAAAUCAAAUUCUGAUUUGAAAAAAACAAAAAUUAGAUUUAUUUCUAUUAAAUUUGUU
Molecule: messenger RNA, 1912 nt
Organism: Dermatophagoides pteronyssinus (European house dust mite)
Lineage: Eukaryota; Metazoa; Arthropoda; Arachnida; Sarcoptiformes; Pyroglyphidae
Biological process (GO): proteolysis
Molecular function (GO): serine-type endopeptidase activity
Source: RefSeq, a predicted model, not a curated record